ACAUUCUAAAAUAGGGCGCUGCCUUUAUGAUUUGCUUCAGGCAGCUGAGGGCACUACGUCUUUCAGGCACCAAAGAAAGGGCAGUUCUAAAAUAGUUGUCUCCUCCCUUCUUGGCGUCUAUUGCUGUCACAGAUGAACACGAACUAACGGGAUUCCUUGAAAAAUAUGCCAGAUAUCUUAAAGAGAAAGAGAAAUAACAAUUAUAGCAAGCACAAACUUCUAAAAGCAAGUUGGAGUUACCAGACGAAAGAAUUUUUCGAAAACAGCACCCUUCAUGGAGUUCGCUACAUCGCGGAAGAAGACAGACCUUUCUAUGAGAACUUCAUGUGGCUUAUAUUUGUAUCCACAAGUACCAUUGUCACAUUAAUUAUUAUAGUUUCUUUAUGGGAGAAGUUUCAAACAAACCCUACUAUAACUGGUUUGGAUACUGAUUUUCAUAACUGGGAUGUUCCUUUUCCUGGAAUUUCAGUCUGCCCCUUUAGUCCAGCCAGGCGUGCAGUAAUUGAAGAAUAUGUCAAAGAAAAAUGGGGAGAAUCUCUUACAGAAGAAAAAAUAAAUUACUUGAGCAACUUCAUUAAUAUAAUAGCUAACUUGACUUAUGAUAAUAUGAAUGAAUUAGAGGCAUACCAAAAUGAUAAAAUUCUACCACACAGUGAUUUUAGAGCUCUUGUGUAUAAGGUAGUUGAUCAUUGUGAAGAUUUAAUACUGGAUUGUUACUGGAAAGGAAAAGAGUUUAAUUGCUGUGACGCUUUCUUUCCCACAUUCACAGAAAAAGGAUUUUGCUAUUCAUUCAAUUCCAUACAUGCAGAAAAGACAUGGCCUUGGAAAGAAAAUGAGGGUGAAAUCGAAAUAAAAAUAAAUUAUAUAUAUGAGACUGAUACUAAAUGGACAAUAGAAUUUGAUGGAAAUACUACAGACAAUCCAUACAGUAUUUAUAUUCACUCAUCUGACGAACUACCUGGUAUCGAAAUGUCGCCUCAGCAUGUGUGGACUCAAGCAGUUAAUAGAAUGUUCUUUGCAUCUCGAACCACCUAUACUACUGCUGAUGCAAGACAAUUAACAGCCAAGCAAAGGAAAUGCAUCUUCGAAGAUGAAGUAAAGCUGAAAACAGCAGAAAAAUAUUCAUACUGGGCUUGCAUGUCAGAUUGUCGCAUGAGAGCAGCUUUGGACAAGUGUGAUUGUGUUCCUUUUUUCUAUCAUCAAGUUAGUGGAUUUCCUUAUUGUAAUUUAGAAGGCCUUAUUUGCAUUUCCAAAAUAGCCGAUGAAUUACGCAGAUCACUCAACUGCCCUUGCGAGCUGGGUUGUGAGAAUACUGUAUAUGAAGUAGAGAAACUCAGCAAUGCAGUAGAGAUUGGUGAAGAGCCUAUUGAAAUUGGAUUCGUUUCUUGGCCUAUGAUUCGUUACAAAAGAGAGGUUUUGUUUGGAUGGGUUGAUCUUCUUGUGGCUUUUGGAGGAAUAGCUGGACUAUUUCUUGGUUUUUCCCUACUCUCAGGAGUUGAAAUUGUAUAUUAUUUUACCAUGAGAGCUGCCUGUAUGAUCUAUCGAGACUCUGAAACACUUAUAAAAUUAGAAGAAGAAUCUGAAGAAAAAAUCUUACCAAAUAUUGAUUUGGGACUUAAAAUAAAUAAAGAUGAGACAAAAAUAUCAACAGAAAAAAUAUAUCCAAUGGCAAUUCCAAACAAAAAAAUAUAUGUAAAUGUCCCAUUCCUCAAUUAAUCAUAUAUUUAGCCAGGUUAUUGUAUUAAGACAAUAUAUCACUAGUAUCACAUCAAUAAUCAAGUAAAUUUAAUUCAAUUUAUUACCUCUUAAUAUAAAUGUAAAAUUUUACUCAAAAUUUGAUCAUGAAGAAUUUAAAAUGUAUAGAAGGUAAUUAAACAUAUAAUAAUAAAGAAUAAAUAAUCUUUUAUAAUAUUUCAAAAUACCAACU
Nezara viridula (southern green stink bug) is the source of this 1927-nucleotide messenger RNA. NCBI's taxonomy places the organism in Eukaryota, Metazoa, Arthropoda, Insecta, Hemiptera, Pentatomidae. The record is from the annotation of a GenBank genome assembly.